Chanos chanos (milkfish) is the source of this 2799-nucleotide messenger RNA. It is a transcript of the gene pign, whose product is annotated as phosphatidylinositol glycan anchor biosynthesis, class N. The record is from RefSeq and is a predicted model, not a curated record. Lineage: Eukaryota; Metazoa; Chordata; Actinopteri; Gonorynchiformes; Chanidae. Gene Ontology annotation, biological process: GPI anchor biosynthetic process. The transcript is spliced from 28 exons. Gene Ontology annotation, molecular function: mannose-ethanolamine phosphotransferase activity. Gene Ontology annotation, cellular component: endoplasmic reticulum membrane. Bases 1 to 2799 code for a protein of 932 amino acids.
AUGAAGAUGAUAACGUUGUUCGUCGUUGGGCUUGUGGUCCACGUCGUGUUCUUCGUUUCCAUAUUUGACAUUUAUUUCACCUCCCCUCUGGUGCAUGGGAUGAGUCCUCAACACGUGCCCCUGCCCCCACCGGCCAAACGCCUGGUCCUGUUUGUGGCAGAUGGUCUAAGAGCAGACAGCCUGUACAAGCCUGAUGCUAAUGGUACCACCAGAGCACCUUACUUAAGGACUAUAAUAGAAGAGAAAGGAACAUGGGGUGUCUCACACACACGGGUUCCCACUGAGUCCCGGCCAGGCCACGUGGCUCUGAUCGCAGGUUUUUACGAGGACGUCAGUGCCGUCGCAAAAGGCUGGAAGGAGAAUCCAGUAGAGUUUGACUCUGUGUUCAAUGAGAGCAGAUACACGUGGUCUUGGGGGAGCCCUGAUAUUUUGCCUAUGUUUUCUAAAGGCGCCAGCGGAGACCACGUGUAUACUCACACCUACUCUGCCGAGAGUGAGGAUUUUGCCUCUACAGAUGCUUCCAGACUGGACACCUGGGUGUUUGAUGAAGUAAAAGCCUUCUUCAGCUCAGCCAGAGAAAAUGAAACCCUGUUGUCCAGAUUACACGGAGAGCAGAAUGUUUUUUUCCUCCACUUACUGGGAAUAGACACAAAUGGACACGCCCACAGACCGAUGUCACGGGAAUAUUUAGACAAUAUUGCUCUUGUUGAUGCUGGUGUGGCUGAGAUAGUCUCUUUAAUUGAGGACUUUUAUGACAACGAUGGAAAAACAGCUUACGUUUUCACGUCCGACCACGGCAUGACCAACUGGGGGUCUCAUGGAGCAGGUCACCCCUCUGAGACGUUGACCCCACUGGUGGUCUGGGGUGCUGGGGUCCAGGCCGCACAGAAAGCCUCCAUCCAGCACUAUGAUGACGACUACCUCAAAGAAUGGAAACUCGAAGCUCACAGGAGGGUUGACGUGAAUCAGGCUGACAUAGCCCCUCUGAUGGCAUCUCUCAUAGGAGUCCCUAUUCCACUAAACUCUGUGGGAGUCUUACCUUUACACUACCUAAACAACAGCCAGCAUUUCAAAGCAGAAAGCAUGUAUGCUAACGCCAUUCAAAUACUGGAGCAGUUUAGGGUCAAGAUGAAUCAGAAAAAGGAGACAACAUUGUCGAUCUUCUUUACACCAUACCAACCUCUGACUGAAUCUGAGCAGAUGGAUUUCGUGCGACAUGCAAGGCUGCUGAUUCAGAAGGGGCGUUUUGAGGAGGCAAUCCAUCACUGUGAGGGUCUGAUAGCUCAAGCUAUGGAGGGACUGUCCUACUAUCACACCUACGACCGCUUCUUCCUGGGUACCAGUGUGGUUCUGGGCUUUGUGGGCUGGACCUCCUAUGUGGCUCUGAUCAUCCUGAAGACUCAUGCCAGUCUACGUAAACCACCAACCAGUAGAGCGCUGGUAUCUGGAGCAGGUCUUAGCAGGCUCUUUCUGUGUGUGGCCCUGGCAGUGGGUCUGCUGCUGCUGCUCCAGUCCAGCCCCUGGACCUACUACAUCUACUGUCUCUUACCUGUGCCUGUGUGGUACUCCGUUUUUAAAGAAUGGGGAAUCGUGACAGAUCUGAUGAAAUCUAUCCCGUCCUUGCCCUUGAGUAAAUGCUUCGGCUAUUUUUUGCUGGUCACAUUGGGCAUUGAGCUGCUUGUUGUGAGCUUUUUUUACCGUGCCAUGCUGACUGUGGGGCUGAUUAUGCUGGCUAUGUGGCCCAUUGGAUCUGGCCUGUACUGGAAAUCCAAGAGGAGGUCAGUUACCUGGGUUGUCAGCUGUCUGUGCCUAGCCGUGUUUCCUCUCCUGCCUGUAGUGGGACGGGAGCCUAAUGUCAGCUUUGUGACUUGUGCAGGAGCCCUGACUCUCUUCAAUGCUCUCUCGUACCUUUGGUCGUCACGGAGAUGUUCAAACCUGCACAAGAGAGAUCAGUGGUUGUUCAUCUGUCAGUUGGUUCAGGUGGGUCUGUGCGCCUUUGUUCUGACCAGCACUCACUCAAGCCUGCAGCUCAAACAUGGUCUUCCUCUCUUCAAUCAGCUCGUCAGCUGGAGCACUCUCGCCUCUUCAUUUUUUGUGCCGUUGCUGAGUUCUACAAGACUGUUCCAUAGGCUGCUGAGUAUUCUUCUAUCACUGGUGUGCACUUACCUCCUCUUAAGUACAGGGUAUGAGGCACUUUUCCCCCCUUUUUUGUCGUGGCUCAUGUUUAUUUGGGUCAACAUUGAACAGGAGGCUAUGCAUACUAUGGGAGUGUCCAACAGGACUGAGCUCUCCAGUAUCGAUUUCUCAGAGAAUAUCGACAUAACCAAAAUCAGACAGCUGAGACUCGAUGAUAUCAGACGAUCUUAUUUUUUUGUUUUUUUCAUAAUACUUGCAUUCUUUGGCACUGGAAACAUAGCGUCUAUUAACAGUUUUGAUCCUGCCUCAGUCUACUGCUUUCUAACAGUCUUCAAUCCAUUUAUCAUGGGGGGCCUACUAAUGUGGAAGGUUUUAAUUCCGUUUGUCAUCGUGAUGUGCGCGUUUGAAAGCAUACAAGUUUCAACUCAGCUCUCCUCAAGAAGCCUCUUCCUCAUCGUGCUUGUGAUCUCAGACUUGAUGGCGUUGCAUUUCUUUUUUCUAGUAAAGGAUUACGGUAGCUGGCUCGAUAUCGGUACUAGCAUAAGUCAUUAUGUCAUCGUAAUGUCGAUGACCAUUUUCCUGAUGGUCCUGAGCAUCAUGACCCGCAUCCUGACCUCCAAGCGAAUCCUGAUUGGUCCAAAGAUGAAGAUGCACCUCAGAUGA